AUGUUCCUGGCGACUCUGUACUUCGCGCUGCCGCUUCUGGACGUGCUCCUGUCCGCGGAGGUGAGCGGCGGGGACCGCCUGGAUUGUGUGAAAGCCAGCGAUCAGUGCCUGAAGGAGCAGAGCUGCAGCACCAAGUACCGCACGCUGAGGCAGUGCGUGGCCGGCAAGGAGACCAACUUCAGCCUGACAUCCGGCCUGGAAGCCAAGGACGAGUGCCGCAGCGCCAUGGAGGCGCUCAAACAGAAGUCGCUCUACAACUGCCGCUGCAAGCGGGGAAUGAAGAAGGAGAAGAACUGCCUGCGCAUCUACUGGAGCAUGUACCAGAGCCUGCAGGGAAAUGAUCUGCUCGAAGAUUCCCCAUAUGAACCAGUUAACAGCAGAUUGUCUGAUAUAUUCCGGGUGGUCCCCUUCAUACCAGAUGUCUUCCAGCAAGUCGAGCACAUUCCCAAAGGGAACAACUGCCUGGAUGCCGCCAAGGCCUGCAACCUCGAUGACACCUGCAAGAAGUACAGGUCUGCGUACAUCACGCCGUGUACCACCAGCAUGUCCAACGAAGUCUGCAACCGACGCAAGUGCCACAAGGCCCUGCGGCAGUUCUUCGACAAGGUUCCGGCCAAGCACAGCUACGGGAUGCUCUUCUGCUCCUGCCGAGACAUCGCCUGCACCGAGCGACGGCGGCAGACCAUCGUGCCCGUGUGCUCCUAUGAGGAGAGGGAGAAGCCCAACUGUCUGAAUUUGCAGGACUCCUGCAAGACGAAUUACAUCUGCAGGUCUCGCCUUGCUGAUUUUUUUACCAACUGCCAACCAGAGUCCAGGUCUGUCAGCAGCUGUCUCAAGGAAAACUAUGCGGACUGCCUUCUGGCCUACUCAGGGCUUAUUGGUACCGUCAUGACCCCCAACUACAUAGACUCCAGUAGCCUCAGCGUGGCCCCGUGGUGUGACUGCAGUAACAGUGGGAAUGACCUGGAAGAGUGCUUGAAGUUCUUGAAUUUCUUCAAGGACAAUACGUGUCUUAAAAAUGCAAUUCAAGCUUUUGGCAAUGGCUCCGACGUGACUGUGUGGCAGCCAGCCCUCCGAGUUCAGACCACCACUGCCACCACCACCACCGCCUUCCGGGUCAAGAACAAACCCCUGGGGCCCGCAGGGUCCGAGAAUGAAAUCCCCACUCAUGUUUUACCACCUUGCGCAAAUUUACAGGUAAGAGCGGGGAAAUCUAACAUGUCGGGCAGUACACAUCUCUGCCUUUCUGAUCGUGAUUAUGAAAAGGAUGGUCUCGCUGGUGCCUCCAGCCACAUAACCACAAAAUCAAUGGCCGCUCCUCCAAGCUGUGGUCUGAGCCCACUGCUGAUUCUGGUGGUAACCGCCCUGUCCACUCUUUUAUCUUUAUCUUUGGCAGAAACAUUGUAGCUGCAUUUAGAAAACAAUAUGGACAUGUAAAAAGACAAAAACCAAGUUAUCUGUUUCCUGUCCUCUUGUAUAUCUGAAAUUCCAGUUUUAGGCGCUCAGUUGAGACAUCGAUUGCUAAAACGGUUUCAUCCAACUGGAACUUUUUUCCUUUUUUUUUAUUUUUUAUUUUUCAAAGAAAGUUUCUUGUGAUCCUUCGGGCUUCUGUGGGAUACCCAGUGCAGUGCUACGUUCCAAACUCAAAAGGCUUUGGGGUACAUUGUAUGAUAAAGGGAUGGUUUGUAAAUUUGGCUGUCAAGCAAACGGGGGCCAUUUUUUUCAUGAUGAUGAUGAUGAUGAUUUUAACAGUUUAUCUCUGGCCUUUAUUAGCUAGCUAAGGAGUUAUAAUAUUGCUCAAGAAUCUUCCGUAUUUCAUGUAAUGGCUUUCAUUUCUGAUGACAUAAUUGCAGCUUAACAAGCUUUCCUCGUCACAAAUCAAAGAUUCUCAUCAAGAGAAUCCUGAUGGACGAUGUGCAAACAAGCUUCUACCAAUGUUUCCACACAUCCCAGCCUUUUCCCUCUAAUGUUUAUGUUCCGUCAACAGUUCUGCACGCUCUUACAAAACAAAAAGCACCUGUCACAUCCAGAUGUCGUGUCUGUCUUCUAGUCAAAAUAGAGAGCGAAAGCGGGUGUGAAACUGCACAGAACCUUGAUCGGUGAAUGACAUUCUCCUAAGCCUUAUCCAAAUGAGAAGCCCUUAAACUAAUAAGAGUCAAAUAUAGCUGAAGCAUCACUCUAAUACUCUUUACAUGUAUGAGGUUAUAUGUAGAAAAAAAAUUUACUACUAAAUCGUUUCAACUAUUGGCUUUCUAUAUUUUGAGAGUAACGAUAACCGUCUCCAUUUUUUUUACUGAUGGUUUAAUACAAAAAUACACGGAGUUUGUUUUCCUUUCCUAAGUAGUGUUAGCUCCAAUGUGAACUUCAGGAAUACAGCUCUUCAAAAGCAGACUCUGAGGAGCCUCGUGCUUGAGCAGAAAGCUCUGCAUCACGUUACUGUGGACAGGCAGGAUGAAACGGAGCAGCCAAGCACUGUCUUUUAUCAUUUCUUGAAAUGCAAGAGUGCAUACCUGUGAGGAGCCCGGCGGCCAUUCGUAAAUGUUCUGCAGCGUCGAAAGGCACCUUUGCCAGUUGACACAAUUCAGUACCUUGGUUUUCCUGUUCCCUGAGAAAGGCAGCUCGGACUGGGACGGGACGGGGACAUGCCACCCUCUCUUCGGUAGCAGACCCAUGCCGGGGUACACAGUUCUUUUCCCAAGGAUUGUUUUUACUCCCAACGGCGAUGGCGUGGCCGCUGUUUAGAGCAGUGUCGUCUGAAGGUUAUCGGGAAUCUGCUUGCAUCUUUUUCUGUGUCCUCUGUGACAGACCGUGACCGAGUCUGUGAAAAAAACAUUCGUGGAUUGAGAAGGUCGACGUGGGGUCUGUGGAGAUGAGCUGGUUGGCACAGGUUGACACAGAACAGAACAGGACUGAGGAUGGAAGGCGUCUGGUCUGUUCACGACACAUCAUCUUCCGCUUAAACAGAUUGACCCUAAAAGUACACUUUUGAAGUCUGGUUGAAAUGGUGAGAUUCAGAAUCUACAAUGAUCGAGUGCCGGUAGCCAUGUUUCUCCAAAACUGAGUAGAGAAGAGGAGACCACCUUCACAGAGUGCUGCGGGCACUAGCUAGCUUGCUUCUCACAUCGGGGGAGGGGCUGGCGGAGGGAGCCCGCGGUGCACAUGUCACACUGAUCCCCUCUGCCC
This is a messenger RNA of Pteropus alecto (black flying fox), 3183 nucleotides long. It is a transcript of the gene GFRA1, whose product is annotated as GDNF family receptor alpha 1. Gene Ontology annotation, biological process: nervous system development. Gene Ontology annotation, cellular component: signaling receptor complex; external side of plasma membrane. Gene Ontology annotation, molecular function: signaling receptor activity. NCBI's taxonomy places the organism in Eukaryota, Metazoa, Chordata, Mammalia, Chiroptera, Pteropodidae. The transcript has 10 exons. Bases 1 to 1407 code for a protein of 468 amino acids. The record is from RefSeq and is a predicted model, not a curated record.